UACUUAUAUGGUGGUUUUAAUCGUGACGUGGCUUUCCCCUCAAACCGGAAGUCAGAGAGAGCCUUCCUUCUUUGCUGCUGAGCGGCUGCUAUAUCGAUUCAACCAGGAGCAAAAACCCAAAUUACAGACACAAUAAUGGUGACGGACGUGCAGCUGGCCAUUUUCGCCAACAUGCUUGGCGUGUCAUUAUUCCUGCUGGUUGUGUUAUAUCACUAUGUGGCUGUCAACAACCCCAAGAAGCAGGAGUAGAAUUGGCCAAAAUGAUUGAAGAGGUGCGAUGGGACUCAGUACCACCCCCAUGAAAACAACAUUCCCCUCUUCAAGUCUGUUUUUUCGAAGAGAUAAUUUUCUUUGUAACGUUGCACAGUAGAUUUGUUUUCUAAUAAAAAUGUUUGAACUCAAUGAA
Molecule: messenger RNA, 406 nt
Organism: Notolabrus celidotus (New Zealand spotty)
Lineage: Eukaryota; Metazoa; Chordata; Actinopteri; Labriformes; Labridae
Gene: ost4
Product: oligosaccharyltransferase complex subunit 4 (non-catalytic)
Exons: 3
Coding region: 136-249 (37 amino acids)
Cellular component (GO): oligosaccharyltransferase complex
Source: RefSeq, a predicted model, not a curated record